AUGUACUCUUCUGCUCUUAGCGCUACUACUGCGGUCCUUGCCCUCGCCGGAGGUGCCUACGCAAGCCCUCUCUCCCGCCGUCAGAGCCCCCCCGUCGGCCAGAUCAUCUCGCAGUGCACGCAGACGGGCGUCGUCGCCCUCACCUAUGACGACGGGCCCUUCACCUUCACGCCGCAGCUGCUCGACAUCCUCGCCGCCAACGACGUCAAGGCCACCUUCUUCGUCAACGGCAACAACUUCGCCAACAUCGAGGAGGGCAUCGGCCCGGCCACCAUCAACCGCAUGAAGAACGAGGGCCACCUCGUCGGCUCCCACACCUACGCCCACCCGGACCUCAACACCCUCUCCUCGGCCGACCGCAUCGCCCAGAUGACCCAGCUCGAGGACGCCACCCGCCGCAUCGCCGGUUUCGCGCCCAAGUACAUGCGCCCCCCCUUCCUCUCGUGCGACGAAGGCUGCCUCUCCGACCUCGCCGGCCUGGGGUACCACGUCAUCGACACCAACCUCGACACCAAGGACUUUGAGAACAACACGCCCGAUACGACCCACAUCUCGGCCGAGAAGUUCAACAACGAGCUCAGCAACGACCCGGCCUCCAGCAGCGCCAUCGUCCUGUCCCACGACGUCCACGAGCAGACCGUCAUCUCCCUCACUCAGAAGAUGAUCGACACCCUCAAGGCCAAGGGCUACCGCGCCGUCACCGUCGGGGAGUGCCUGGGCGACGCUCCCGAGAACUGGUACAAGGCCUAA
This is a messenger RNA of Colletotrichum higginsianum IMI 349063, 750 nucleotides long. Its product is annotated as Polysaccharide deacetylase. The record is from RefSeq and is a predicted model, not a curated record. The transcript has 2 exons. Bases 1 to 750 code for a protein of 249 amino acids. NCBI's taxonomy places the organism in Eukaryota, Fungi, Ascomycota, Sordariomycetes, Glomerellales, Glomerellaceae. Gene Ontology annotation, molecular function: hydrolase activity, acting on carbon-nitrogen (but not peptide) bonds. Gene Ontology annotation, biological process: carbohydrate metabolic process.